UUCGCGAGUGUGCCGAACGUGCGGUGGAGGAAGGAGUUAAACACAAUGGACAAAUAUUUACGGUGGUUUAUCAAGUACCAGAUGUACUUGAUAAUAGUAGUGACUAUGACUAUGGUUGUGAUGUUCACACCGAUUAUGGCGGAUCAUGAAGCACAAGAAAUUGAAAAUCUGCGCUUCGGAGGAUAUGUAGCUUUGCUUUUCGGUAUAACCUGGGCCGCCGCGGUUAUUUGUCUCGUUAUUGCAAUAAAAAAAGAAGACAAACGGUUUAUAUAUCCUUAUGCGGCUGUGCUGGUGUUGGAUCUUUCUCUUCUAAUUCUAAGGGAAUUAUAUCGCGCUAUAUUCGAUAAUAUUCAUAUCCACAUUGUAGGCAUAGCAAUAUUUAUCGGAGCGAUAACUCUUCCGUACGUAUGUGCGAGCCUGUUUGCAUUACACCGGUUAUUUACGGUGGACCCAAUCGUGAUACAGCAAAGUGCAGGAUUUGUAAGAUUCGAUCGUAACGAAGUGACUGGCGUCCGGCAAGAUCGUCCUACCGCUACCAGCAGUCCGGUGUCACAAGUCAUGGUGAUGGAGUAGGUUUGCAACAAAGAUUUGAUCAGAAGCAGAAUUUGCAUCAAAAACACCUCCAGUGCAAUAGAACAACUAUCGAGUGCAAUCUACUGCUGGCGUAAACGGAAAUGGGCAAUUUCCGGAUGAUUAGACCACAUAAUGCAAUGAUAACUUGUGAGUACAUGA
Anopheles nili is the source of this 732-nucleotide messenger RNA. RefSeq lists its product as uncharacterized. The transcript is spliced from 4 exons. Bases 46 to 573 code for a protein of 175 amino acids. The record is from RefSeq and is a predicted model, not a curated record. NCBI's taxonomy places the organism in Eukaryota, Metazoa, Arthropoda, Insecta, Diptera, Culicidae.